AUGGCGGCUCGUGGAGAGUGUUCGAAUCUGAUAUCCAUAAAACAGUUUAAGAAAGAGUUUAUGGAGUUUCUUGAACCGGCUCAAUAUGAAAGGAAAAAGUUUGAAAUCGACCUGACCCAAAUGGCUAAGGAAAUGGACGUAUCAAUGGAUGUAGUAACAGACUUAAGCGAAGUAUGCAGGUAUUUUCAAGUCACAACAUCGACGAUCAAAAUAAUUUUGUACUAUAUAAUCCACCUAUAAUCUGCUUAACUUUGAAAAAUUCCUGUGUAAUCCCAUACUAUUCCAAAUAAAGCUUCAGUCAAUCUGUUGUGUUCCCUAUUGUUUGCGUUUAUCAAAGAGCUGUUACACAAAUAAUUGAAGAAUAUGCGGAAGUAUGAUUGUAAGAGGGUUAUAUCUAACUUAUACGGAAUUCUUGCACCCCAAGACUGUAACAAAAUUGGCAGUGCGAACAAUUCUUUGUGUUUAUUUUUUUCAAGAACACUUACAUGUUUAUUACUCAGUACAUCUUUUUUUUCUUUCUUUUUUCUUCUUCUAUGUGAAAAAGUUCGAGCAAUUUAAAGGUAUGUCAAAAAUUGUCUUGGGCUAGUUUAUCAUUAUGGGCAUCGGUGAAUAUUACCUUUGUCAGAUUGACUAACUAUAAAGUCAAUUUUUCUGAUGAGUAAUGCAUUAGAACAUAAUUGAAAAGGGUAUUUUUUGGCAUUUUAGCAUUUUUACACCACUUAUUAGAUACUAUCUAUCAGGCUAUGGGGUAUUAGUUUAAGUCAACAAUCAGCCUUAUUACAACAUUGGCAGUGACUGGGACUGCAAAAAAAUUUCAAGACGGCAAAUUCUGGUUGUCCAACUUGUCUUCAACAUCCUAUUAAUCAGGAAGUAUCAAAAUUACAUUUUAAGCCAGAAUUAAUUCUUACUACUGGACAACACUGUUAUCUAUAAUGCAACCUAAAUGUCUUUUUAACUUUAUGAUCAACUUCUUACUUUUGAAGGGAAAAAAAAUAAAAUGAUCACUGUGAGGAUGUGAGCUGAGAAAUAUAUCAGCCUUUUAAUGUGGAGAUUUAAAAACUUUCUUUUCUUUGUUUUGUCAUCAGUCAUAUCCUGUUAAACAUGAGUUUACUAAUAAUUGGUAUGGUCCCUCUCUGAGAAUAAUUUACCAACGUGGUGAUAAUUCUUACCAACUCUGGUUUCAUCUUAGUGCCCAGCAGAAGCAGAAGGCUUGGAAUCUAUUGAUAUAUUUGGGAAUUCCAUUCCUGAUGGAGUAGAGCUUGAAUCCUUAAAGUAAGUACCGGUAACUGAAAGUGAACCAUUCAUUACAGACUAUUAAUUUAAAGGAAGUAAUUAUAUGUAUCUCAGAUUCUGUGUUCAUCAGCUGUUGGGAAACCACCAGUCAACUCCCACCAAGGAGUACUAUCCCAUUUUUCUUCCUUAUAGAUGUACUGUAAUUUUCCUCUCUUUGGUUGAUUGUCUUUUGCCUGGCAUCCUUCCAGGUAACAACCUAUAGAUUACACAUAGAUUGUUGCUCAAAUUGAUAAUUUAAAAAGUAAAAUAAACCAAGGAGGAAAGCUAAACAGAAUUGAUUUUCUUGUGUCAUUAUGAUUGUAGUUUGCACAAUUCAUUUUAAUUAGUAAAUGGUAACAGUAUCCUUCAUUAAAGAAAAUGAUUUACUGUGUUUAUCAUAGAUGUUAUUUAACCUUGUAAUUCCCAAGAUCCUAGUAUAAUUCUCCCUUCUUAUUACCAUACUUUUGUUUGCAAAUUAGACAAAAAAAUUGGAUCUUAUUCCAAAAUAACAACAUCUAGCAGAUAAACUUGUCUGCUUUUAUAACCUGUUUAAAAGAUAACACAUUGGAAUUGCAAGGAGAAGUUACAUGUUAAUCACUUCCAACCUGUUAAACUGCAGGCUUCUGAAAGAGAGAAGAGGAAGAUUAACUGCUCAUAGAAAAGUUGUGAAUUAUCUUGUAAAGGUAUACACUGCUACUUGUCUAUAGCAAGCCUAAGCACAAGCUCUGAGUUUGUACCAUGUGAUGUUUACCAACCAAUAAUCUGAGGCUGCAUAUUGGUGUGAUUUAUUUGUUAUAGUGUAAUAGAGGAAUUUUAAAUUGAGUGUCAAAAAUGCACUGUAAUCUGGGAUUGCUGUGGUUUUACUUUACUUUGCUAAAGUUCCAUCCCACAAUGCAGACUCUAGUUAUGUUCAUGUAGACUGCAUAUAUUCAUUGGUUGUGUGGCUGUAUUGAUGACAUUUCUAACUGACUAGGUAUUCAUGUGGUUCAUAGCAAUUUCCAGUCUUCAAACUGCCGGGACCAGAGGUGUACACUUCAGUCUGCAUUAUCAUCUGCAUCAACUCACUACUGAUUAUUUUCAUUGAUAGGAAAUACAGCCCUCUAAAGAGCCACAAGCAUUUCAGGAAAUUAAGACAAAUGAGGUUAUCUUGUCAGUUGCAAUUUGUCAUCCCCGUAAGGUCAGUAAAAAUUUAUCACAAAGAAUUAUACCACCAAGGCAUAACUGUAUUGUGCCAUUGUGGAAAAAUACUUUUGUGCCACUGUAGUGUUAUACUGAAUGUUUUCUCUUCAUACCCAUUAAGACACCUCCCUCAUUGUAUGCAGAGGUCUCCAGUUAUGACCGUUUUUAGAUCAGCCAGCAGGGAACACUGGCUGACUUAACUAUAAAAGCUUAAUAUGAAGUUAUGUUCUUCCUUUAGCAAAACAAGGUUCAAGAAUUCCAUGUGCUGGGAAGUCAGGUAAGGUGGAAUUUUAUGUUUAGUCAUAAUUGCGAGAUUGAUAUGAUUAAUGACCUUAGUUUGAGCCUUUCCUUUUUCUCAAAAACAAACAAAAAAAUUCAAAACAGCAUUGCAAAGUUGGCCUCUUUUCUGACAUACACCUUGAAAUGAAAAUGAAGCAACGAUACCUUACUCAUUGAAGGUGAAUGCCAGAUUAAACAUCCUAGAAUUUGUUUUGAAAAAACAAAUAUCACUCAAGAUGAUUUUGGAGUGUUUCAACUAUCUUUGGUUACUUCUCUCUGAUUUCAGAGGGUUGUUUCUGUUUUCAGGUGUUCCUGUUCAGUUUCAAUGACUCUUACUUACAAAAAUAAUGUAACAUUUCUGCAGUAAGCAAACAACAUUGGAAAUAUCUACACUAUGUGCCAGUUGUGGAGGCUUAUUUUAUUUGCUUUAUUGUAAGUGUCUCACAGAAUUACGUGACAAGAUAUUUUGUACUGCUGAUGAAAUGAUACUUGGGGAUCACAGCAAUAAUCCAGACCAAUUAUCACAAAAAAGAGCUAAGGUUUGUACAAUAAUAGAGAGGUUUGAAAAAAUGUUGACUUGAACGGAAAGGGAUGUGAUGUAACUUUUGAUGUCCUCCUUUCACCUGUUUGAGUAGUAAUGAGAUUUACAUGACUAUUUGCAUUUGUUGUGAAAGGGAGAAAAGAGAGAGCUUUUUUUUUUGUACUUUGCUGUGGGAUCCAAUAAGCAAAAGAUUGUGCAAAAUUAGUAGUAGAUUUUCGUGCUCUUGUUUACAAUAAACGAUACUUUGAUCAUGGUAAUCUUAGUGAUUAUGAUAAUGAUACAGAUGAUAAUAAUAUAGUAAUACUAGUGAUUUCAAUUCACGCCUCCCCUCUUGGGACUUUUUGCGGACAAUUUACACUCUGGCAGGAGGUUAAUCAACAUUCAUUUUGUAACCAUGAACCCGCCCAAGGCUUGCUUUGGUAUUUUCCGUUCAUAUCUUUACUUGAAUGUUGUUCGUUCAUUUUAGGAUGUGUUCAAGUCUGGGUUCUUUUUCAUAGAGGGAGUGUUUUACAAUGACAAACGUGAUCCACUUUCAAAGGAUUACAGCAAGUUAGUACAGUUAGUUUAGCUUGUCAUGUAUUCAAAUGAAUACAUGAUAAUCACCACUCGAAUUAAAACCAGCUACGGUUGUGGAUUAAAGUCUUUACAUGAUUGAAAAUAACUUCUACCAAUCUUGCUAGCCUGUAAGAUAGAGAUAUGUCCUGAAAUGCAUGCAGUAACGAAAUCGGCGAAAAUUUCGUCAAAAUCGUCAUCCGCCUGGCUGAUUUCGGUGUGACGAAUUUGACCAAAAUUCGUCAAAAUCGUCAUCCGCAAGGCUGAUUUCGGUGUGACGAAUUUGACCAAAAUUCGUUUAAAAUCGUCAUCCGCCAGGCUGAUUCGGUGUGACUAAUUUGACCAAAUUCGUCAAAAAUUGUCACUUUUGUCAAUCUGAUUUCGCUUUUACAAGUUUGACUAAAAUUCGCGUCAAAAACAUUCACAAAAAUUUCGUGAACAUUCAUUACUUCGGUUUGACAAACGAAAAUUUUCGUCAAAAUCAAAAUUUCAAAUCCAUGAUUUUCAUUCGUUUGACAAAAUUUCGUCAAAUGCCAUUUUCUUACUGGACACAUAAGUUUAAGAUUGGUUUACAUCCUUACUACAUCUGUUUGACGGGAGUAGUAACAGACUUCUUUGGAUACUAAAUAUUAGCCCACUAAAUCUAAGGUUUGGCUUCAAAUUCUAAUAGUUUGUGAUUUUUAUUCGAGUAUCCAAAGUAAUCUGGACUGUUUUGGAUGCUUUACGUCGUCAUGUGAUUGGUCUAGAGAGCACGUGCCACCUUCUCAUCCAAUAAGUUUUAAAACUAGAACCAAAUGCAACUUGGCCACUUGCGUUUUCCCGCGCCUCAGGCAGUUUGCUGUGUUUGUUUUGAGUUCUUAUUGACUGAUAUUCUUAUAAUAACAAUACCAAUUACAGGGUGAUCACUGAGUGGGCCAAAGAUCCACAAAGAAGAAAGUGUCCUGGACUUGGCUUAUUUACCAGUAAGCGAAUGGAGGAUGUAAUAUUUGAAGACCUAAAAGUCAAGUUAGGAUACCCAUAUUUAUAUUGCCAUCAAGGAAACUGUGAACAUGUUAUCAUGUUUACAGAUCUUAGGUAAGAAUAUUCAAGAAUAUGGUAACUGGCAGGUCGCCCGAAAGUCAUCUCGUCCGAAGUCAUGUCGCCCGAGAUCAGAGUCAUGUCGCCCGAAAGUUUUUGUCAUGUCGCCCGAAAGUUUUUGUCAUGUCGCCCGAAAUCCUGAAAAUGUCGCUUGAAUUUAAACUAAAAAAAAAAUCACUUAAAAAGAUCAGACAUAAACCAAGAGUACACUACAGUUGUUUUCAAUUAACAUAUUUGCUUCUAUACUUUUCUGUUUGUUCCUCUUCGCAUGUUAUUUCCGUUCGCUAAGGAGGGUUAAAGGUAAAUGCCUUAACAGUGCAUCUUUGAUCUACUAUCGUCUCGUCGUUGCGUUAGUUUGCAGGUGUCCCAUUUGAGGACGUAUGUCAGUGUUUAUAUUCUAGCCAUAUUUUGACGAGCUGCCAUUUACGAAGUAAUAGCGAGCAUUCGAAAAUAACCGUCCUUGUCGUCGUGGCCAUCCUUUCGUGGACCAUCCGUUCCUGUGUCUCCUUUUUGUGCACCGAAAUACGAUAGGAAAGUGUGGUGGAAGGGAGUGAAAUGAUGAAUCGGUGACAGCUGUGGGUGGCAGACUGACAGAUAAACAAACAGACGGACAGUCAAUAAGACAUUCAGACGAACAAGUAGCUUCAAUCACUAAAAAAGUUGUUUGAUUUCGGCGUUGCUUUCAAAUUUUUAGACUGAUGAAUGUGGACGAUAAUCCGAACCUGAAUGAAUACCCAGUUCAAGUAUUCAAACAUAGAGGAAAGCGAAUCAGGUGCCGCGUGUGUGACGUUUACACUGCAAAGUAAGAGUUCAGCUGGGAGUUCUUUAAGUAUUUACUUGUUAUCAUUAUUUUCAGCCAUAGGAUCAAACUUUUUGGAGCUUUUUCCGAUAUAACUGUCCCUGUAGCAUGUAGUGACGGGGAUUUAGGGGGAUUCUCGACAGGGGAACUCUCCCCUGGGAUGAGAUGCUGGACCAGCCAUGGCAGGAAACCCCCGGGAGGAUACCCCCGGCAGGAAAUCCGAGUCUGCUAUAAGUACCUUCCUAUCCUCCUUCAUCGAUCGCACGAAAUCGCCAGCCGCAGAGCAAGUUUUCCAUACAUUUACUGGACAUUUUUUCUUAAUUUAUUUCAGAUGGGUGACAGUGAAUGAUGUGUUAGCGUACGAAGAACCUUGUUUUUUCUGUGCCACUUGUUUUAAAGGACUUCAUUACUCACACAGCGGAGAAAAAAUCUGCGAUUUUCAGGCCUAUCCAGUGGUUGGGGACUUUGACUGGUGA
This is a messenger RNA of Pocillopora meandrina, 6175 nucleotides long. The record is from the annotation of a GenBank genome assembly. NCBI's taxonomy places the organism in Eukaryota, Metazoa, Cnidaria, Anthozoa, Scleractinia, Pocilloporidae.